AGUUCAGAAAUAUAGAUGGUGGCCACAUGCGUGUGGCUGUGCAGUUGUGAAGUAAAUAAGUGAAAUAAAACUGCAACUACUCAACACUUGCAACAUGAAGGACACACCGCUGUCUAACUGUGAGCGGGAUUUCCUGCUCAAAGCCAUCGAGGAGAAAAAGCGCCUGGAUGGACGACAGACCUACGACUACAGAAAGAUGAAGAUCACGUUUGGGACUGACUAUGGGUGCUGCUUUGUGGAUCUCGGAAAAACCAGGGUCAUGGCACAGGUGUCAGGUGAGCUGGUGGCUCCUAAAGAGAAUCGACCAAACGAGGGAAUCAUGUUCUUCAACAUUGAGCUGUCCCCCAUGGCCUCACCAGCAUUUGAACAAGGCAGGUAA
Molecule: messenger RNA, 379 nt
Organism: Notothenia coriiceps (black rockcod)
Lineage: Eukaryota; Metazoa; Chordata; Actinopteri; Perciformes; Nototheniidae
Product: exosome complex component RRP45-like
Exons: 3
Coding region: 95-379 (94 amino acids)
Biological process (GO): exonucleolytic trimming to generate mature 3'-end of 5.8S rRNA from tricistronic rRNA transcript (SSU-rRNA, 5.8S rRNA, LSU-rRNA); nuclear mRNA surveillance; nuclear polyadenylation-dependent rRNA catabolic process
Cellular component (GO): nuclear exosome (RNase complex); cytoplasmic exosome (RNase complex)
Molecular function (GO): mRNA 3'-UTR AU-rich region binding
Source: RefSeq, a predicted model, not a curated record